Molecule: messenger RNA, 4660 nt
Organism: Grammomys surdaster
Lineage: Eukaryota; Metazoa; Chordata; Mammalia; Rodentia; Muridae
Gene: Tbc1d14
Product: TBC1 domain family member 14
Exons: 14
Coding region: 150-2234 (694 amino acids)
Source: RefSeq, a predicted model, not a curated record
GGCGGCUGGCACGCACCUGCUGUGGCCCGGCGUCUGCAGUGUCUACCUCCUAGCCCAGCAAGUUGCGGGCCCCACGGGGCCUGGGCUGUGGGCCACGGGCCUGGAGAUGGCGUUGGAGCUGCGGUAGCUCGGUUUCUUCUUGGACCAAGAUGACUGAUGGAAACCUUUCCACCUCUAUGAAUGGUGUAGCAUUGAUGGGCAUUCUAGAUGGUCGGCCAGGAGACUCCCUUCAGGACCUGCAACACCUUAGUAUCAAGGCGGCACCCAGAUCCCUUUCAGUGCCUGACUAUGGACCUACACUAAAACUUGGUGCUUUGGAAGAUCGACACAGCCUUCAGUCAGUGGACUCGGGCAUUCCUACCCUGGAGAUUGGCAACCCAGAGCCUGUUCCCUGCAGUGUGGUCCAUGUGAAGAGAAAGCAGUCUGAGUCCGAGAUCAUCCCAGAGCGGGCCUUCCAGAGCGCGUGUCCCUUACCAUCCUGUACACCCUCAGCUCCCUCCUGCAGCGAGAGGGAGCAGGUCGUGCGGAAGUCUUCCACAUUUCCCAGGACAGGCUACGACUCAGUGAAACUCUACAGCCCCACCUCCAAAGCCUUGAGCCGAAGUGACAAUGUCUCUGUCUGCAGUGUGUCUAGUCUUGGCACAGAGCUGUCAACUACGUUGUCGGUCAGCAAUGAGGACAUCCUGGACCUCAUGGUCACGAGCAAUUCCAGCGCCAUUGUGACCCUGGAGAACGAUGAUGACCCACAGUUUACUGACGUCACCCUGAGUUCUAUCAAGGAAACGAGCGACUUACACCAGCAGGAUUGUGUUGCUGAGACUGAGGAGGGGAGGAAAUUGAAACUAUUGCAACCAUUCAGUCACUUCUUUACAAGGAAUUUGCUUGCUAGAAAACAAAAUGCAAGACUUGAUAGACAGAGAGACUUGGGAUGGAAGCUGUUUGGAAAAGUCCCACUCCGAGAGACUGCUCAGAAAGAUUCAAAGAAAACACAAAAGGAAUAUGAAGACAAGGCUGGAAGACCGAGCAGGCCGCCCUCUCCAAAGCAGAAUGUGAGGAAGAACCUGGAUUUUGAGCCACUGUCCACCACAGCGCUCAUCCUCGAGGACAGACCCGCAAAUCUCCCAGCAAAGCCAGCUGAAGAAGCUCAAAAGCAUAGGCAGCAGUAUGAAGAGAUGGUGGUGCAGGCCAAGAAACGAGAGCUUAAAGAAGCCCAGCGGCGGAAGAAGCAGCUGGAGGAAAGGUGCAAGGUUGAAGAGAGCAUUGGAAACGCCGUCCUCACCUGGAAUAAUGAGAUCUUGCCUAACUGGGAAACCAUGUGGUGCUCUAAGAAGGUUCGAGACUUGUGGUGGCAGGGAAUCCCUCCGAGUGUAAGAGGCAAAGUUUGGAGCUUGGCCAUUGGCAACGAGUUGAACAUCACUCACGAGCUCUUUGACAUCUGUCUUGCUCGGGCCAAGGAGCGGUGGCGGUCCCUCAGCACUGGAGGCUCAGAAGUGGAGAAUGAAGAUGCUGGGUUUUCAGCAGCAGACAGAGAGGCCAGUCUGGAGCUUAUUAAACUGGACAUUUCUAGAACAUUUCCCAAUCUCUGCAUCUUCCAGCAAGGUGGUCCAUAUCAUGACAUGUUGCACAGUAUUUUGGGCGCUUAUACUUGUUACCGGCCGGAUGUGGGUUAUGUCCAGGGCAUGUCCUUUAUAGCUGCAGUGUUGAUCUUGAACCUCGAUACUGCAGAUGCCUUUAUUGCUUUUUCUAAUCUUUUGAAUAAACCCUGUCAAAUGGCAUUUUUCCGAGUGGACCAUGGCCUUAUGUUGACUUACUUUGCUGCAUUUGAGGUAUUCUUUGAAGAAAACUUGCCGAAAUUGUUUGCGCAUUUCAAGAAAAACAACUUAACUGCAGACAUCUACCUAAUCGAUUGGAUUUUCACCUUGUACAGUAAGUCCCUGCCCUUGGACUUGGCUUGCCGCAUCUGGGAUGUAUUCUGUCGAGAUGGAGAAGAAUUUCUUUUCCGUACAGCUCUGGGCAUCCUGAAGCUUUUUGAGGAUAUCCUGACAAGGAUGGACUUCAUCCAUAGUGCCCAGUUUCUGACCAGGCUGCCUGAGGACCUGCCAGCAGAUGAAGUGUUUGCAGCUAUCUCCACAGUCCAGAUGCAAAGCCGGAACAAGAAAUGGGCACAGGUGCUGUCUGCAUUGCAGAAAGACAGCCGGGAACUGGAAAAAGGAAGCCCAUCCCUCAGACACUGAGGCUCAGGGGUAACUUCUUCUUACCACUGAAGCAGAGCUCGCCAGGGCACCUGUGUGCUUUCAGACUGAAGCCUGGCAAGAACAGGGCCUCUUUCCACGUUGGAUUUCUGAUGCUGGAGUUGGCCUUACAACAAAACAGAAUUACAUCCAGGUUUAGCCUUAAGCAGCUCAGUGGACCUAUGCACUGGCAUGGGUCAUGGCUAGCUACUGCAUUUUCUCCGUGGGUUCAAGAAAGGGCAGGCUGUCUCCUUGAACCUUUAUUCCAGCAGCAGUUAAUUAAAUUGUGAUGCUAUUAUGCCAACUACUGGAAGGUACAUUACAAUCUUUCUUAGCCAAGAUGCAUGAGAAAUGUUAUUAGGAAACCUUAGAGUUGUUAUUGGCUCAUAGGCUUGUAAGAAAGGAAUUACUUAUUUAGUUACUGAGAUAAUCUUUGCAGAGAUGAAGGGUGUGUUUUAAUCUUGCUACCAAGGACAGGGUGAGGAAGACGGCCCUGGUAGGGCAGUUGCUGGUGAAUGCUCAUAGGCUCCUGAAAAUGCACCUGACUUUUGUGCUGACAUUGACCGUGUUGCCUUGACACAUAGCAGCAAGAAGGCUGAGAGGUCACAUUAGGAUCCUAUUCUCCAAAGUAGCACUCACUGCAUCUUGGGAGCCAUAGUGGUUGGAGCAGUGAAGCCACAUGCUGCAAAGGACAGAGACAGGCCCUGUAACGAGAGAGGUAGGACGAGACUGCAAAGUUUGUUCCUCUCUGACCUGCUAGCUUCUGGGGAUGUUGGACAUGGCAGCCUCUGAAAAUACCAUUGUGUAGGAGAUGGUUUCCGUGCUUUAGCUGAAUGUCCCUUUUUGCCUUUGUCACCUGUGUAGCUGGAUCCCUUCUAAGUGCCAGUGAUUCUCCCCUGUCCUCAUCUGGCUUUAGAUGAGCUUCACACAGUGCUGUGAGGACCGAAGAGUGAGGUAGUCUUCCAGUCUCUGUGUCCUGAGCCCUUCCCAUUGCGGCUGAUCUCUCUCAGCUCAUUGGUGAGCUUCUUGUUGCUCUAGCUUUUCCUUGACUUGAGAACUUUGUAUAAGAAAUUUGAUUAUCUAAAUUCACAGAAAUAAACAAUUUCUACAUAGGACAGUCCAGUAUCUGUGGAAACUGGUUAACUCCUGAUAAUCCACUGGCAUUCUGGUUCCUGAGGGUACAGGUAGGCCAGGGUUGACAACGUAUUUUCCAGCAAAUACCUAUGUGGUCUGUAGUCCACAGCCCGCUACAGCCAUACCUCCACCCCCAGAACUCACCCUCUCUGUCACUGUAGUUUCCAAUAGCUGUGGGGGAGCCCUUGACUGACUACAGCAUGUGGCAAGGAGGCUUGGGUCAGCCUCGUGGCACUGUGUUGCAUGGGUUCCCUUCAUCUAGUGUGCCUGUUGGUGACCGUCUAGUGUAUCCACAGGCUGUCAUAUUUGUGCUAUUCACCCCAUGCUCCCACUUUUUUCUCAUUUGUAGUCUGUGACUUCUUCAGGGAGGCCACAGAGCACCCUCCAUGGAGCUCUCUGCCUUAGUGUGAAAGGCUGAUGUCUGACCUCUUGGAGGAGAAUGUCUGAAGCAGGCAUCCAGUGGCCUCCAGACCCAGCCAUUCCUGACAUCAGAUACUGAAUGUAGCCCAGGCCCAGCUGGCCAUGUGAAGCGCACUACCCAGUCCUGUCUGCUGUCCUUCCUUGCAGAUGUGUACUGAGUUUUCUCCCACAACAUGGGCAUCUGUUCUCUCAAGAUGUAUAUAUUUUCUUACUGUACAUAAAGACAUUCCUUAAGUCAUACAGAAAGUGUUGUGACAAGGGGACUUGGGCACCUUGUUCUGAAUGCCAUUGUGGAAUUCUGUGUGUUCAUAACCCAGCUCUUAACUUUUCUUGUUUGACAUAAAUCUGUGGGCAUGCAUGAAGUUCUCCAACAAGACUCCAUGCCAGCUGAGCACUGACUGCAUCUCUAGUCCAAACAAGGUCUUUAUAGACUGACUGAGACUCGUGUGAGCCUGAUAUGCCCUCCUUCAAGGCUAUACAGUUCCACGUUCCUCUACUUUGAGGGCGUCUCUCAUACUCCUGUUUUGGUAAACUGGAAACUGACCCUGCAGAGGUCUGCACCUCCCACCUCAAUUGCCAUUGACUUUCAGUCCCAAACUUGAGGGUGCUGGACAGUUGGCACUCUGGAGGGAGCUUGCAGAAGAGGCUUCCUGUCACCUUGGGAGCAGUGCUUACUUCAAAGGUACUUCUAACUGCUCAGUUUGUGACUUUUUAAACAGUUUGCCAAUAGGAAACUCCUGAUAACACUUGCUACAUAUCAUGUUUUAAUUGCUUGUACAGUUAACCUUUAAUUUUGUUUAGUAAAGUGUAUCAAACUAGGACUUUUUGAAUUGUAAAUAUGUGGUUUUAUUAAAAUAAAGUCAUGUAAAAUUGUA